GGUGUUCACAGUGACAGCAGUGGCCCAGCUGUGUGUGUUGGGUACUAUGUGGAUAUUUGGAGUGUUCCAGUUCCAAGAGGAGGGGACAGUGGUCAUGACAUAUCUCUUCACUAUCCUCAACUCUCUACAGGGAGCACUGCUGUUCAUCAUGCACUGCCUACUGAACAAAACGGUGAGAGAGGAGUAUUGCAAGCUGCUGUCUUGUAUCUGCACACCACAGAAGAAGAGAUACUCAGAGGUCAGCACUACCAACCCUUCUUCCAGCCAAUCCCAGGGGUCAAGGAGCGCAGAGAACACGGGGGAGUCGCAGAUAUGACGUCACCAAACCCCCAUAAUGCACCUCUUUACCCCUCCUCCCAUGACAAAGGUUCCCACUAGAUGUUCAAACUGUAAAGUCAAAAUGGUCAAUAUCGUAAACAUUUAUGAAAACAAAUAUUUGUGUUUAGCGGUGUGGUUAAGAUAUAUUGUAGAAAUGGGAAGUGUUUCUGAUUUAGUAUCUUGGCCAGAGAGUGACACACCAGAAACACUCAGCCCGAGGAUAGUACAUUUCAGACCAGGUUAGCAGAAAAUGUGUCCAACUAGCCCGCCGGAUAGUAAAAAUGGUAGUCCACUAGCCAGGUUGGCCAGUACCCAAAAUCCUUCAGUUCCAUCCCUGAUUAGACACUUCAUAUCAAACUUGAUGUUAAUUAACCACUCUUAUCAAGCAUUAGGUUAUCCAAUCAGAAGUUAUAUGAUCUUCAUGUCAUCCAAUAGGAAUGAGUAUGAUCUUUAUGUCAUCCAAUUAGAAAUUAUAUGAUCUUCAUGUCAUCCAAUAGGAAUCCAUAUGGUCUUUAUGUCAUCCAAUCAGAAGUUACACGAUCUUCAUGUCAUCCAAUAGGAAUCUAUAUGAUAUUUAUGUCAUCCAAUCAGAAGUUACAUGAUCUUCAUGUCAUCCAAUAGGAAUCUAUAUGAUAUUUAUGUCAUCCAAUAGGAAUCUAUAUGAUAUUUAUGUCAUCCAAUUUCACAACCACAAAAGAAAGGUACUAUUUUCCACCACUUGGAUGAAACCAUAAACGUGAUGAACAGAAGCUUUCUUCCUCUACAUGAAUGUGAUAGAUUUAUAGUCAUAUUUAUUACCAAGGGAACAAGGAUAUGGUGACUUUUCUACACGAUUAAAUCCAAAGGGAUUUAGAAAAACAUUAAGUGAAGAUUUGUGUUAGUUGUGACCUAAUGGACUGUUAUACUGUUAUACUGUAAAUGUGUAUUGAUCUUUAACACUUUUUUAAAUAACAUUUAAGAAUAAGUCUUUAUAAAUGAAUAUACAUGUUUAUAAAUUAUUAUAAAUGUUGUACAUUUUUUAUGAAUGGAAAGCUGGUAAUAUUUACACAUUCUUAUACAUUUUUACAAAUAUAAUUGUGAAUCGUUUAUAAAUCGUUAAAAGGUUUAUUCGUGAUAGUUAUUAUCAAGUGUUACCAUGGACACCUCUAUGUACCUCUACUACUGUUAAAAAGCUUGGGGUCACUUAGAAAUGUCCUUGUUUCUGAAAGAAAAGCACAGCCUUUAUCAACAGGAUUUCAGAAAUCCCAGUGGUAAGAUUUCCACAAUCAGGAGGGAAAAAACAGGAAAUCCGGAUUCUCCAACUGGGAUUGGUCACUCAUGGCUCCACCUUAAAACAUUAAAACUCCACCUUAUCACUGGCCAAUGAAAUAUAGUGUAGCAAUCCUGACCUGGACUUAAACUUAGGUAAGGCAACUGUUAACCUAACAAAUUAGCCGCUAUGCCAAGAGAUCCGAACAGCUUGACGAGGUUUCUAGGUGUUGGGUUAAAGUGGUUUCAAUAGUUGUAUAGGUUUAGGAAUAAAGGAGUAACAAUGUACUGUACAGUUCUGCCAUUGUAGAGGUCCUUAGGCACAGAUCUAGGAUCAGAAUACAGUAAAUUACUGUACAGUUCUGCCAUUGUAGAGGUCCUUAGGCACAGAUCUAGGACCAGAACACAGUAAAUGUACUGUACAGUUCAGUAGAGGUUGUCCUUAGGCACAGAUCUAGGAUCAGCUUAUCCAACCCAAAACCUAACUUAAAGGGCUAUCCAGGAUUGGUAUAUCCAGUUUUUUUAACUUUUAAAUUAUUGAUUUAUUGCUCUUGGUUCAUGUAGAAUAUAACUUAAAACUGCCUUGUGACCAGGUCAACAGUCGUUCCCCAUCAGAACAUUGUAGAAAAUAAUUUAAAACUGCCUUGUGACCAGGUCAACAGUCGUUCCCCAUCAGAACAUUGUAGAAUAUAAUUUAAAACUGCCUUGUGACCAGGUCAACAGUCGUUCCCCAUCAGAACAUUGUAGAAUAUAAUUUAAAACUGCCUUGUGACCAGGUCAACAGUCGUUCCCCAUCAGAACAUUGUAGAAUAUAAUUUAAAACUGCCUUGUGACCAGGUCAACAGUCGUUCCCCAUCAGUACCCCAACUAUAAGCUUGUUUUCACUCCAUUGUUUGUCCACAAUGUAAAGGUUUAAAACAUGGUUAAAAGUAUCAUGUUGAUCCCAUGGAUGGUCAGUCCUUGCAUCCAGAGAUCCAUCUGUGAUGUUGAGAGUGGUUAAAUCUAUCCAGGCCCAUCCCUCAGCUGUUAACCACAACAAGUGAUGGGAUGACCUGUUAGUUGCUUUUUAAAUCCCAGACUGCCCCUUUAAGGUUCCACCCUAGAACUUGGUCUCAGAGUAACCAUGGAGAUUCAGUAGAGUCUUAAAACAAUCUAAACAACGUCUACAUUCAAUGUUGUGUGUUUUAUAUUCUAUUCUGUUGCACUUUUACUUCGACAAGUUGUGUAUUUUAUACUUUUUAGAGAACGUACCAUUUUCAUGUCCUUUAUCAACACCGUUCUGAAUGUAAGCACUUAGUGUUGUACUUGACUGUGUACUCUGUAGUGUGUGUGUGUGUGUGUGUGUGUGUGUGUGUGUGUGUGUGUGUGUGUGAGAGAGAGUGGGUAUGUUUCGGUAGCUUUAGCCACAAUAAAACGUUGCUACAAAUAA
Oncorhynchus kisutch (coho salmon) is the source of this 2995-nucleotide messenger RNA. Its product is annotated as CD97 antigen. Lineage: Eukaryota; Metazoa; Chordata; Actinopteri; Salmoniformes; Salmonidae. Gene Ontology annotation, cellular component: plasma membrane. Gene Ontology annotation, molecular function: G protein-coupled receptor activity. The record is from RefSeq and is a predicted model, not a curated record. Gene Ontology annotation, biological process: adenylate cyclase-activating G protein-coupled receptor signaling pathway.